GCAUUGCAUAAAAUGCGGGGGAAUUGGAGAUCAUAACUGCUUUUUCUUAUUCAGCUUGUUCUAAAUCUUGUUCACCGGCUUCAAUAGUCCCUUUUAUCGUUCCAUUGUUAGUGACGAAUUAAUAUCAGUUCACACCACCUUCGUAAAGGUAACGACUUGCUUCGACAUCGCGUACCUUUCGAUACACAUAUGUACCUAACCUAACCUAGGUAUGAUGUAAGUUAGAAUAUCAUAAUGAAGAUACUCGAUUCUAUAAUCCAAUGGCUUCCACCUAUCGGGAGUGGAAUGACAUACACUACUACCACCGAACAAUCCGCCGACAUGCUCGGCUUGGAUCCAUUUAUUUUGUCAUUUAUAGUCCGACUUGAUUCCUGGUAUGAACAAUUAAGCAUCACUUCUCGUUUACUUUUAUUCUCCAGUCUCGUUUCAUCCUUCCUCAUUACAUGGAACUGGUGUUCUGGAAGAUUGAAUAAGGGCACAAUGGUUCGACAUAUCGUGCUGCUCGCAGCAACUCUGCUGUCGUUGUCGAGUCUCGUCCCAGCGCGGCAGAUAUCUACGAGAGACGACGCUGAUGAGGAUCCAGACGUUGGUCUGCCCAUUAUCCCCAAUAUUAUUGAUCCACAAGCCAUCAACGCCCAAACUGCCUGUCCGGGUUACGUAGCUUCUAAUGUCAAGAACACGAGCAAUGGCUUUACGGCAGACCUCACAUUAGCUGGAGAAGCUUGUAAUGUUUACGGCACCGAUAUCGAAGCUCUGAGCUUGACAGUUGAGUAUCAAGCGGCGGAUCGACUGCACGUCGAGAUACUACCCCGCUACAUCGGCACUGAGAAUUAUACAUGGUUCAUUCUCCCGGAGGAAUUGAUCCCCAAGCCUCAAACCGAAGAAGGCUUUGACUCUUCGGAAAGUGAUCUCCAUUUCACUUGGAGUAAUGAGCCGACAUUCUCAUUCAAGAUUACUAGAAGAAGCACCAAUGAUGUUUUGUUUACCACCGAAGGCUGUCGAUUAGUUUACGAGGACCAGUUCAUCGAAUUCGCCUCGGCUUUACCUGAUAACUACAACUUGUACGGCCUUGGCGAGGUCAUUCAUGGCUUUAGACUUGGAAACAACCUUACUCGGACACUUUUUGCAGCUGAUGUGGGUGAUAACAUUGAUGCAAACAUCUACGGAAGUCAUCCUAUCUAUCUUGACACUCGCUACUUCGAGGUUAAUAAGGAUACGGGGGACUUGAAAUACGCCCCUGAUGCCACGGACAAAUCAGCUCAGUACAAGUCUUACACGCACGGUGUUUUCCAGCGUAACGCUCAUAUCCAAGAAGUUCUGUUGCGAGAAACCAAUAUUACCUGGAGAGCGCUCGGCGGUCAGAUCGACCUCUACUUCUACGAAGGUCCUACUCAGGAUAAAGUGACUAAGUCAUACCAGAAGAGUGCCAUCGGGUUACCCGCCAUGCAGCAGUACUGGACUUUUGGAUACCACCAAUGCAGAUGGGGCUACAAUAACUGGACCGUCCUUCAAGAUGUCCUUGACAACUUUGCCAAAUCUGAAAUUCCUCUUGAGACAAUAUGGAACGAUAUCGACUACAUGAAUGCGGCCCGAAACUUUGAGAACGAUCUUGAUCGGUAUAGCUAUGAAGAAGGAGCCGAAUUCUUAUCACGUCUGCAUGAAAAUGGUCAACAUUACAUGCUUAUUAUCGACUCUGCUAUUUACGCUCCCGACCUCACGAAUGCAAGCGAUUCAUAUCCCCCUUUCAAUCGGGGUAUCGAGGAAGAUGCUUUCCUGCUAAAUCCCGAUGGGUCGAUAUACGUCGGAAAAGUUUGGCCAGGCUACACAGUUUACCCUGACUGGGUUGGUCCUCUAUUCAACGGUACUGGCGCCAACCGAUGGUGGAUAUCCGAGGUUACCGAGUACCACAGCAAGAUCAAUUUCGACGCUAUCUGGAUCGAUAUGUCAGAAGUAGCAUCGUUCUGCGUGGGGAGCUGCGGUAGCGAUAACCGUAACUACAACUUUUCAAGCCAGUCCAGGAGUGAAAUCAGGCAACUUCCAGAGAGUGUCGAUUCGAGUAAGGCUGCCAGUGCGGUUGUUGCUGUGCGGGAAGAUCCUACUCCGACUUCGUAUUACCGUAGCACACCCACUCCAGGUGUUCGGAACGUCAACUGGCCCCCAUACGCUGUCAACCACUUCCGCGGCGACCUGGCCGUCCAUGCUCUCAGCCCCAACGCUACACAUCAUGGUGGGAUCAUAGAGUAUGACGUCCAUAACUUGUAUGGACAUCAGAUCUUAAACGCUACCUACCACGCCCUUUUGAAUGUCUUCCCUGAGAAGCGACCGUUCAUUAUUGGACGAUCUCAGUUUGCCGGUUCCGGAAAAUGGGCUGGCCACUGGGGUGGCGACAACUAUUCUCUCUGGGCGUUCCUCUUCUUCUCCAUCCCGCAGGGUCUUUCUUACUCGCUCUUCGGCAUGCCUAUGUUUGGCGUUGACACCUGCGGGUUUGCCGAGGAUGCUGAAGAGGAGUUGUGCUCUCGCUGGAUGCAAUUAUCCGCCUUCUUCCCUUUUUACCGCAAUCACAACACGCGUGGGGCUGCUAGCCAAGAGCCUUACAUCUGGCCUUCUGUGGCCGAAGCUUCAAAGGUAGCGAUGAAGAUUCGAUACGCGUUGCUGCCGUACUUAUACACGACUUUCUAUCUUAGCCAUUCUACCGGCUCCACGACUCUACGUGCCCUAGCUUGGGAAUUCCCGGAUGAGCCGUGGCUGGCCGCCGCCGAUAGGCAGUUCCUCCUCGGCGACUCGGUGCUAGUUACUCCUUGCUUGGUUCAGGGCGCUACGACUGUCGAUGGAGUUUUCCCUGGCGUGGGAUCGGGUACCGUCUGGUACGAUUGGUAUAACAAAACGGCAAUUACCGGAGUUGCGCCCGGACAGAACGUCACCAUCGAUGCGCCGCUGGGCCAUAUCCCGGUCUACGUGCGAGGUGGGAAGGUCAUACCGCUGAAAGAGCCUGGUCUAACUACCGCAGCCGUCCGCGCGAGUCCCUGGAGUCUCCUUGUUGCGCUUGACGCCGACGGACAUGCCAGUGGAGGGUUGUACAUCGAUGAUGGAGAGAGUCUUGCGCCAAAUGCUACUACAUGGGUUGAUUUCACCGUUGAGGGCUCGUCGCUGAAAGCCACGCCUCGCGGAAAUUUCGAAGACAAGAAUGCACUAGGCAAUGUAACGAUCUUAGGGACUCAAGGUCCCGUGUCUAAGUUGGAGUUCAACGGAAAAGAAAUCUCUGCCGAUGUGUGGACUUUGCAGGAAUCUAGUAAUGUUUUGACGGUCACUGGUCUGGAUUCGUUAACUACAGACGGUGCUUGGUCCGGUGAAUGGACCUUGAGUUGGUCUUGAAUAUGAUGAUGGUAGUCUGUUAUUUAGUUAUCGUCGUAAAAUAACAUCAUGUUAUUAUGAUUAAUAUGCCAUAUAGUCGUCAUGUUCAAUACAUCUACAUCAUCUCAU
Daldinia caldariorum is the source of this 3480-nucleotide messenger RNA. RefSeq names its product glycoside hydrolase family 31 protein. Gene Ontology annotation, biological process: carbohydrate metabolic process. The record is from RefSeq and is a predicted model, not a curated record. Gene Ontology annotation, molecular function: carbohydrate binding; hydrolase activity, hydrolyzing O-glycosyl compounds. The coding region runs from base 235 to 3372 and encodes 1045 amino acids. Lineage: Eukaryota; Fungi; Ascomycota; Sordariomycetes; Xylariales; Hypoxylaceae. The transcript is spliced from 6 exons.